Messenger RNA from Hymenoscyphus albidus, 5017 nucleotides. The record is from the annotation of a GenBank genome assembly. Lineage: Eukaryota; Fungi; Ascomycota; Leotiomycetes; Helotiales; Helotiaceae.
AAAAACGCCCCGAGAACCGAAGAUACCGACUCCCCAUCGUAAAGAGGCGUCCGCGUGCAACACACCUACACCGGGUGAAACAACGCGGCUGACACACUGUGAUACCACCAAAACGUGGUUCUCAUCAAGGAAGAAUGAAGGCAGAGGACAAAUGACCAACCGAUCGGUUUGUGUAUAGUGACGAAAAACUGAAAGGGGCAACGGCAGUUGGAGUGGCUUGCGUGUAUAAAUGUGGCUUUGUUUUGUGUUGCGUCGUUUUUUGGGGUGGGGGAGAGGCGGUGGGAGGCUGUUUGCACCUUGAGAUGGGAAUGUACAAGGUAGGUAUGGAAAAGUGGUGUGGAGGGGUGAGAGUGAGAAACGUGGGGUACAGUAGUUGAUACGACCCUAUCUUAGAGUAACAUGGGAACUUGGACAUUCACAUGUAGUGCAGGGAAUGGAGGAUUUUGUCAGAUGAUCGUUCGCCACCGUUUGAUUUCUCGUAGGUGGGUUUGGAACCUAAAUAGCAUGGCAAAGAGAAAGAUUUGGCUUAGAUGGAGGUAGGUUACUCAAGUACUACUGGUACCAUACCUUCUUGGUAGAUCUGACAUUUAAGGUUAUCCUGAAGGAUCGGUCCUCUUCCCAGCCGUAGUUCCAGAGGGGAAAGCUGGUACGCAUAUUUUGACAACCGCGCUAAACGACGACGAGCGGUGAAAUGUUCGGGACCAUCUGGUUUGCAUUAAUCAGAUUGUCUUGAUAGCAAUACUGGUUUUCGGAAUUCUACCUCGGAAUUUGGAAAUCCGAAGAGGCCGUGAUGGUCCUUAUCGGGUGAUGGAUGUCCUCAAUAUCUGGAAUCCAGAACGGCCCAAACAAGACACCUCCCUUGAGAAAGAAAGGGGACCUCGAAGCCAGCUUCCACACCCCCACUUCUUGACGAGCUCAUCGGAUGCGAGUCGUGCGUGACCAACUGCGUGUCAUGCUUACAGAAUGUUUCUCUUUCCAUGAGGAGGGAUGAUAAGAGGGAGUUCAGCACACAGAGCAAGUGCUGGAAAUCGCUUGAAAGCUACACUCAUCUGCAUGCCAUGGUAUGUUCGUAUCGAUGUAUCUUUCCAAGGUGCGGGUGAUUCGUUGAAUCACUUUCCGCAUCACGAGGCAUUGUGUCUCUUCGGUCAGUCAGAACUGCUGUUGCCCUUGCUUCGAGGCGUUGUGGGGAAGCGUGGGUGGGUGAUCCAGCUUGGAUACUCGAGUCGUCCGUAUCUUGAAGGAAAAAGACCAACUUUCAACAAUCCAACGUCCGAGUUGUAUCGUCACAAUCUCUUCUUUCUAUCUGAUCCGGGUCCCCGGUUUGCAUACCCUAAACGCGAGAAGCGCGUAAGUUGAUCGUGGAUUGGCCAAAUUGCCGCAAUUCUGCAAGUUGGUGCUGGCAGUGUCGCUGGUGGUUGCACUUGCGCCGGCUCUUCAGGCUUGUGGUCCCCUAAUCCAGUAGAAGAAUCGCUCUCGGCAGGGUUGCGCCAUUGUGUAUGAAGCUCUCGCCCAUCAGACUGGCUGUGUCGACACCGCUCGCAGUCAGACACCGGUGAACGGUAUCGUGAGGAUAUACUUGAAUAUACUUUCGCAACCAAGUAGCGCUGUGAGCAAAUCUAGCGAAGUUGGUCACAGAGUAGUCGUUUGAGUGGUGGUGGUGGUGGUCGGCCUUUGGUGUGAAUUUUUGCGGUGGACGCUGAAGACCUGAAGACCAAUCACUAGCGCCGACCCACUAGCGUGCUCAGCCUGCCCUCACCCAACUGGGCAGCCACGGCAGCUCCAGGCGAGGCCGCCUCGAGAGCUCGGCCUAUUCUUGUCUACAGUAGCUCCUCUAAACUUUGCAACCAUCACCACAUACACCUCCUCCAACAACCUCCUACAAGUGCAUCUUUGGCACAAAGGAUCCUUCGCUCUCCCCAACAUUGGUUACCUCUACCUCUUCACCCUCUCCACAUCCUCUUGCCAUCGACCGCCGACUCCAUUCGCACCACCAAUCCUACAAGCGACAAGAUCAGUCGUCCCCCACUUCGAGGCGGGGUCGGUCGCGAUACUCGAGCACUGCACCGCUACUACCAAACCUAACGACCUAACGUUGCUUUGAUUUGCACUACACCUUGGAGCUGUCUGAGGUCAUUCGCAGAUUAUGCUCGGUCAAGGCCCGCCGAUGCCUUCAGAGUAUCGCCAUAUGAGCAGCGGUUCUUUGAAUAUUCCUCCGCCAACUCCGAUUAACAGCAGCAGCAACGCAGGACCCCCACCACCAGUCGGCGGUAUGGGAAGAUUUGAGGGCCCAACGAGUCCACCAGGACGACAAAGUCAGUCGGACCCAUGCCAUAGCUCUCACCAGAUCAUAUGUAAGAGCCUCAUGCUAACCAUUGACCGAUUGCAGAUACUUCGCAUGUUCCAUGCAAAUUCUUUCGUCAAGGCAUGUGCCAGGCUGGUUCUGCUUGUCCAUUCAGCCACGACCUCGCAAGUACUAACGAUAACGUAUGCAAAUAUUUUGCAAAGGUGAGUUCCGUACCUAAACCCAAUUCCAACCAGUCACGUCAUCCAGCCAAGCUUGAUUAACUUUCUGCUUUAGGGCAACUGUAAAUUCGGUCCGAAAUGCGCCAAUGUACAUGUUCUCCCUGAUGGCCGCCGAGUCAACUACAAACCAGGAGGCCCUAUGGGCGCAGGGCAUUUAAAUUUGGGAGGACGUCUAAACACCGACUUAUACCAUCCGCAAAACUCUGGAUCAGCUCUCACAAACUCGUUCAAUCGUGCCAAUAAUAACGCCAUCCAUCCACCUCCAUUUGCUCAACAAUAUUCACCAUUGACAUUCACAAAUCAAGAAGAGAAUUUUCCACCACCAGGAGGUCGUCAGCAAAGCAUUGAUAUCAACGUCCCAACCAUUGAUACCACCUACACUUCUCACCCAACCUCUAAUUAUGGUUCCCCCAGAGACGAAGACAUUUCACGUUUUGGACAUGGGCUAUCUCCAGUAGCCGCUGCUAAAGGCCUCAGUGUUUUGGAUGCGCCUCUUCCAGCUUCCUUUGAUAGUAAUGGCGUAUCGUGGAUUGCCAGACAUGGACCAAUUGCAUCUUCAGUCCCAGCUAAGUUUGGUAUUGAUUCUCCACCAUCAUCAGUUGGAGCGGCCAAGGAUGGAAGAACCUCUGAUGCAUUAAAGAGCUUGCAUAGUUCCGCUUUUGGAGAGGAUACCAAAGACCGAUUCAAUGGAAUGGCAGCGUCCCCACCCGCUCCUAUUGGAGAUGAAUACUUUGGAAAGAGAUUGAUGCAUUCGCAAAGAUUUUCAAAGCCAAAAGUCAUGUCUUCAAGUUUGCCAAAGGCUGUGGACCAGGAUUGGGAAUCUUCUUUCACAUUUGAGGAGGAUUAUCUACCAGAAACUUUGAGAGAUCUCAUGACACCUCAAGAAAAGGCUCGUAGAGGAUCUCGUUGCAACACAGAUGAUGAUGGUCGACCAAUUAUCAGUGGAACUGGAACCCCAAACAAUGAUACCCCAUCAAAGUUUGGCUCUCCAUCUAACGCUAGUCCAUCCAGAUGGGGACCUCUAUUUCAACGCCAACAGAAAGAAGAGGAGGAACGUGCAGCAGCUUCCCGUGCAUCUGCCUUUGGACAUGUUGGUUCUCCACUGCGAAACUCAACACUUCACCCUGAUGCAAGCCCCCGCCUGCGACCACUGGGAAGAGCACCUUCUUCGAGCGAUACAUUUUCUUCUCUUGCUUCCCCACCUCGCCAAAGUCCCAUGUCUUUGAUCUCACGAGGUCUUCAACGAACUCGCCUAUCGAGAGCCGAAUCGACCGGUAGCGAAACAGGUCUUCAUCCUCGUGUUGCCAGCAUUCCUAUGGGAUCUGCCUCGAGAGCUGGCCUGACUAGUGAGAGACAACUCAGUUCUGGUAGCAUUGGCAAUGGAGGAAGUGGUAGAUUUACGACCCCAAUUGAUGAGGAGCAAAGUGACUUUGUUUUUAGCAUGGACGGCAUGGAAGACGUUGAUGAAAAGAGGGGCGAGAAGAGAAACAGUGGUGGUUGGACCUAUGCCAACAGUACCAAGAGCCCACAUCUUGGAGCGAUCGGAGCAACAGCUCGAAAUGGUAACUCGACAAAUGGUGGUGGUGGAUUGGAUGCUAUGUUUGGUACUCGAUGAGCCUGACACCAUUAGCACUACCUGCUCCUACUCAAACCCAAGAACAUGGCAAAUUUGACAAAUUGAGAGCUGUCCAGUAACACAGGCAACAGCAUUACCGAUUUCACCAGAUGCACGCCACAACUUUCGAAACAACCGCUUUCCGAUAUUUGUAAAAACACAACCGCUCCACGAUUAGCCCCAUAAUCAAGGACAACCUCUCUCAAUUCUCAGGUUCUCAUUUCAAUAGUUUAUUCCACGCCAAGACUUUUAUGAACACCACUACCAUUCGGGUAUUCGAGGGCCAACGAUCAACGCUCCAUCUCUUUCCGAUACUUGCACCACCCUUUGUAAAAUAGACCGAAAUACCCCGAUACAUUUCAACCCGGAUCAUCCAUAAAACCAGGCUGCAGAACAUAACCUUGGCGAAAUAUACUUAGGUUGGAUCUGGGAUUCAGCUUUUGAUCUUCUCUUCUUGUUACUAAAAGAACUAUCUUUUACCGGCGUUUUGAUGGGAAAGAUGCGAAAUAUGGGAUGGAUGGGCUGAAGAUCUUGAUUUUCUUUUUGACUUGGCGUUUUUCUCUACUUUUCUUGUCUUUCAUUUGUUUUCUUUUUCUUCUUUUUCUUUCCUUCUAUCUUCCUUCUGAACAAAGCGAAAUGGAAUUGGCAUAAUAGGACCUCUAUUUGAGAGACAUUGCAUAAAGUCAAAGAUACGCAUAUCGUUUGGUUUUGGGAUGAGGUUGCAUGAUAGUACACGAAAUGGACCCGAUCGUCAAUGGAUAAUGACAAGCAUCUUGAGUAUGGGAGAUGAAUGCAUGAUGCAUGGGGUGGAGUGGGAGGAGAUGUGUAGGUAGGUAGAUAGUCAGAUGAGGAUAAUGAGAAUGCAUAUAGUGAAUUGUA